This is a messenger RNA of Manis pentadactyla (Chinese pangolin), 3477 nucleotides long. RefSeq names its product synaptotagmin like 3 (gene SYTL3). The coding region runs from base 1329 to 3215 and encodes 628 amino acids. The transcript has 15 exons. Gene Ontology annotation, biological process: intracellular protein transport; exocytosis. Lineage: Eukaryota; Metazoa; Chordata; Mammalia; Pholidota; Manidae. The record is from RefSeq and is a predicted model, not a curated record. Gene Ontology annotation, cellular component: plasma membrane; exocytic vesicle. Gene Ontology annotation, molecular function: neurexin family protein binding; small GTPase binding.
AAAAAAAAAAGAGUCUCUGCUUAAAGAGAAUGAUCCCUUGGGGCUCUAUUAACCUCUCAUUUACUGAUUUGCUGUGGAUCAUAAAUUAAUACAAUGUGGAUGUGCUGAAGCCCGGGAAAGGGAGUUUAACUCCUAAAGAAUUUAAAGGAAACCUAUUACCAAGGGAUUCAUGUAGAUUUGAUAACAAAAUGGCAUCAUGGAAAGUAUAUUGAUUUGAUCUACAUUUUCUGCAUUUUAUUGAUAUGAUCUACCCAGUGUUUUAUCAAUUCAGUACCAUCUUCUAGGCUGGGGGAGGAACAGUUUGAAGGUGACGUGUGCCCAGCAUCACUGAUGGAAACAGAAGUAGCAAGGAUGUGUGCAGAAUUUUUCAACUAGCAUUAAACAGAAAAAGACAUGCAUAGGGCUGUCAGUGUAAACAAUCAAAUACCAUAAAUAAUCGAUAGACUGAAGUUGUGGUGAUGUCCCUUCAUACAUCCCUAGUUGAUUAAAAAGUUUCUGAGUUUUGAAGUUAGUUGCAAAAAUAAUAGCUAGCGGUUGAGGACAUCGUUAUUCUAAUGUAUUUUCAUUUAGGAUAUGUACAUUAAAUAUAGACCUUUUUACCUCUAAUCACUGACAAUACAGGAUUUAUAUUAGAAAAAUUCAAAUUUGGAAGUUUGAGGCUUUAGAAACAUGAGAAGGCCAAUGUAAUAAAAGUUAAGCUCUUACGUUAUACCCACGGCAGAAACUGCAAAGAUCUGCCUGUGUGGAAUAUUGGUCUUUUCUGAACUAAGGCCACAGAGUCACAAACCAGGAAAAAAUGAUGCCACUUUUUGUUGUCUGUUCUAUGGGAAUUGAGCAGGCUGGUUUUAAUGAUCACUACUGCUGACCUGAAAACAUUUGGAUGGAGAAGGUUAGCUUCUGUAAAUUAUUGAUACUCUUCUUACUACUAUUUGUAAUUUCCUUCAGAUUGGGGAUUACUUCUGCUUUGCAGAAAUUAUCUGCUCUGAGUCAUGCGUAAUUUAUAACAAUCUCUGGCAAAACGUCAGGAAAAAAGAUAUGUUUUUGUCUUAGACGGAUGUCAGAAACCGCAGCAGGACCCGCUGAAAAGGCUCCCCAGCUGGCAUGAAGCUCUGGGAGCCGUGAUUCAGACAGAGGGACAGCCUCUCGGGGCUUUCUUCUCCAGAGGAGUGUGCCACGGUUAAAAAGAAAAAAAAAAGAGAGAGAGAGAGAGCGCCAUAAGCAAAGCAGUUGCCAGUGAAAUAGGAGAGGAAGCGUGCUCAAGAGCGUGGGGCUGCUCCUGGACUCUCUGAGCUCAUCCCCAGGACAGCAGUGCUCCGUCAUGGAGUGAAAUGUCAGCUGGGGUCCUAGCAAUGCGAGUGGAAAUGGCCCAAGAGGUCCAUCUGAGUUCCCUCCAGGAAUUAGAACGCGAGGUGAUUCUCCAGGUCCUGUACCGAGACCAGAUGGUGCAAAACGUCGAGGAGGAAAGGAUACGGAAGCUGAAGACGAGUCUGCAGCAUCUGAGGUGGAGAGGCACGAAGGGUGUGAGCCGGGAGUACAGAGAGAAGUCCUGUGCCCGCUGCCAGCGGGCGCUGGGGCUCCUGCUCAACAGGGGCGCCGUGUGCCAAGGCUGCAGCCACCGCGUGUGCUCCGAGUGCCGAGUGUCCCUGAGGAGGACCCACGCCUGGAAGUGCACCGUGUGCUUCGAGGACAGAAAUGUCAAAAUAAAAACUGGAGACUGGUUCUUUGAAGAGCGAGCCAAGAAAUUUCCAACUGAAGGAAAACACGAGACAGCUGGAGCAAAGCUUUUGCAAUCUUAUCAGAAACUGAGCAGCAAAAUUUCUGUGGUUCCUCCGACUCCACCUCCUCUCAGUGAAAGCCGGUGCAGUGGCAGUCCUGGCCAGUUACAGGAACUUGGUCAGUUUAAAGGAUUUAAUAAGUCCGUGGAAAAUUUGUUUCUGUCUGUUACGACCCAUAUGAAAAAGCUCUCCAAGUCCCAGAAUGACAUGACCUCUGACAAGCAGCUCCUGGCCACGGGCCCCAGGCAGUGUGCUGGCCGGACAGAGCGGAGGAGCCAGUCUGACACUGCCAUCAACGUCACCUCCAGGAAGGCCAGCACACCAGAUAUUAUGAAACCUGUCAAUCAAGAGAGCCCCAAACACCCCACUAACCCUGUUUCGAAGCGAGAGGAUCCCUUAUCCAGCCCAACACCCACCACUUUAUUCUCAGGAGGCUUGAGACACGGAAGUUUAAUUAGCAUUAACAGCACUUGUACGGAGAUGGGCAAUUUUGACAAUGCUAAUGUCACUGGAGAAAUAGAAUUUGCCAUUCGUUAUAGCUUCAAAACCCAUUCUUUAGAAGUAUGCAUCAGGGCCUGUAAGAACCUUGCCUACGGAGAAGAAAAGAAGAAAAAGUGCAACCCGUACGUGAAGACCUACCUGCUGCCGGACAGAUCCUCCCAGGGAAAACGCAAGACCGGAGUCCACAGGAACACCCUGGACCCGACCUUUCAGGAGACCUUGAAGUACCAGGUGGAGCCUGCCCAGCUCGUGACCCGGCAGCUGCAGGUCUCCGUGUGGCACCUGGGCACGCUCACCCGGAGGGUGUUCCUGGGACAAGUGAUCAUUCCUCUGGCCACGUGGGACUUCAAAGAUAGCACGACACAGUCUUUCCACUGGUUUCCACUGCGGGCCAAGGCAGAGACAGACGAAGAUGGCGCUUCUCCAAAUAAUGGAGAACUUGCAGUCCGGGCCAAACUGGUCCUCCCCGCAGGGCCCAGGAGGCUCCAGGAGGCUCAGGAAGGGCCUGGAGACCAGCCAUCACCUAAUGGCCAGCUCUGUGUGGUGGUGCUGGGAGCCAGGAACUUGGCGGUGCGGUCGGACGGUGCCCUGAACUCAUUUGUUAAGGGCUGUCUCACUCUGCCGGACCGACAAAAACUGCGGCUGAGGUCCCCGGUCCUGAAGAAGCAAGCUUGUCCCCAGUGGAAGCACUCCUUUGUGUUCAACGGGGUGACCCCGUCCCAGCUGAGGCGGUCAAGCCUCGAGUUAACCGUGUGGGACCAGGCCGUCUUUGGUAUGAAUGACCGCCUCCUGGGAGGAGUCAGGCUCGGUUCCAGUAAGUCUGUUUCAGAGGAAGAGUCAGGUGGCGGUGCCGACUCGUGCUCACAGUCAAAGCUUCAGUGGCAGAAAGUUCUUUCCAGCCCCAAUUUAUGGACAGACAUGACUCUCGUCCUGCAAUGAAGUGAAGGUUCCAGUCUACAGUGGGUGUUUCAAGGGCUGCGUGCCUGAGGUUUAGCUGAAGAGCUGGGUGUGGACACAUGGCUGGAAAAGGCCGCCUGGAGUGUGAACACUCUCUGCCUGGGGCUGUCAUGUAGCUACAGCAUCCUUCCAUCUCCAUUGUGUAUUUGCUAAACAGAGGAAUUAGCGGUUAUAUAAAUGUCACAUUGGUUUUCUGCUUUGAGAUGUGGAAAAUGGCCAGGUUUCAUUAAAUGUUCAACAGCUA